Cyclospora cayetanensis is the source of this 1572-nucleotide messenger RNA. RefSeq lists its product as uncharacterized. The transcript is spliced from 2 exons. Gene Ontology annotation, biological process: nucleoside transmembrane transport. The coding region runs from base 1 to 1572 and encodes 523 amino acids. Gene Ontology annotation, cellular component: plasma membrane. Gene Ontology annotation, molecular function: nucleoside transmembrane transporter activity. Lineage: Eukaryota; Apicomplexa; Conoidasida; Eucoccidiorida; Eimeriidae. The record is from RefSeq and is a predicted model, not a curated record.
AUGAAUUUUCAUCCGAAUUCCCAAGGCCAGGAGGAGUUGUCGGGUAAACUUGUAAGCACCACAAGCUAUCACGAUUUGGCAUCCUCCCUCUGCGGAUCUGCGGGGUCAGCCUCUGUACCACGAAAAUCGUCGGGAUGUGACAACAUGACGAGCGCCUCGGCGCACGCUCCGUGCACUCAAGGAAGUGUCGUGUCCAACUACUCAGGAAAGGGGAUCGCCACAGCGCAGUCCAAGAGUGGCGGGAUGAGCAAGAUGGCGCAGGAGGAUGGUCGUCGGCAGGUGGAUUUGGAGGUUCUGCCUCUAGAGGUCACAAAGGAUUCAGACAUCCAGUGUUCAAGGAAGCCUUCUCUGUACCUCGUGUUCACGCUGCUCGGCUGCAACUCCCUCAUUUGCUGGAACUUCGUGAUUCAGACAUUGCCAUUCAUCUUGCUGCAAAAACUCAACAGGCCCGGACUGAACAACCUCUUCCUUGGUAUUUUUCAAGUGGCAAACCUCGUAGUGCAGAUAGUGCUGAUGAGGCUGUCAAAGCCCCGACCCUCGCUCGUGGUAUGGGGAUCCGUCGGAAGUGGCACGCUCGGACUAAUGCUGGCUGCAGCAGUUGCACUAAUGCCGCAUAAGGACUUGGGAAUCAUCCAAGACAUGGAUGCGCAUCUCCGCGAUCAAAGCGCCUCUCGGACUGUGGCGCCAUUAGACUACGCUCAGCAGUGCUUGCUUGGGGUGAUGCUGCUCUUGAGCGUCCUCAUGGGCUUCUGCCAGGGACUAAUUCAGGGCGUUGGCUACACCUUAUCGUGCCAAAUCGCACCAGGCUAUGUGGCCUCUGUUUCUCUAGGUGUUGCUUACACGUUUGCAUUCUAUUUCCUAUUCCGAGCGAGGCAUCCCGACGUGGCAGAGAGCCUGGCCCGCGUCAAGCAUAUUCAGCAGGAGCCGGCGGAAGCGUCCAGCAAGCGGCUGGAUUCGCCCCUCACCGAGUCGAAGGAAAGAACUUGGGGAUUCCAGCUUUGGGGCCGUAAGGUGUCUCGACAGCAGAGCGGGGACCCUAACGGGAGGCCGAACCGCAUGCUAUGGAUGCGUGUGGCGAUGGCUAGCUGGAAAGAACUCCUCCUCGCCGUGUUUCAUUUCAGUUAUACGUAUCAUCUGUACCCCAGUGUAGGCCCGUUGGGAUGGAACUAUUCGUGGACUUUCCCGAAUCAGAUUGUGGUGUUGUACGGCAUGUGGUUCCUGUUUGAAACGAUCGGAAGAGCCUCACCCGAUUUAGGAUGGAUUAAGGGUCUUGGCUGGCUGAGACCGUCCCGCAAGGCGUAUGCUCCAAUCAGCCUGAGUACCUUGGUGUUCUUGGUGCCUUUCCUCUUGGGGUAUCUGUGCAAGCCCGGCAGCUUUUUCACUGAUCCGAUAUGGUAUGUGUUCGUGAUCGUUGGUUUUGCCUUUUGCCAUGGGUGGAUCGGCACGCUUGCCUUUUUCUACGCCUGCAAUGCUGUUGAUGAUCCAAGGGAGCGCAUGGUCGCGGGGCCGCUCACCGUCUUGUCCGUCGGGUUCGGCUGCGUCGUUGGAUUCCUAACGUCCCUUGCUUACUGA